This is a messenger RNA of Microdochium trichocladiopsis, 2101 nucleotides long. RefSeq names its product amino acid permease/ SLC12A domain-containing protein. Gene Ontology annotation, cellular component: membrane. Lineage: Eukaryota; Fungi; Ascomycota; Sordariomycetes; Xylariales; Microdochiaceae. The record is from RefSeq and is a predicted model, not a curated record. Gene Ontology annotation, biological process: amino acid transmembrane transport. Bases 249 to 1979 code for a protein of 576 amino acids. The transcript is spliced from 6 exons. Gene Ontology annotation, molecular function: amino acid transmembrane transporter activity.
CCUGAGCUGCUUCUGCGCGCCCGGCAGGAGUCUACCAGCCAGCUCGAUCGCCACGAGUCGGCGCGCUGGAGCUUACUGCUGCUUGAUUCCCGAUCCUGUCUCACAUAUAAUCCUCAUGCCCCUCGCCCUCCCGCAGCUUUCCCUUCCCUCCUCCCCUCUCUGUUAAGCCGUUCCUUUCACGCGCUACCACUCCUGCUAGCUUUCCCUCCCGUGAUCAAGCAAGCAAGCGAGAGAGCUCUCUUUCCAUCAUGGCAGUGACCGACUCGCCUCCCAAUGGCGGCAGCGAGGAGAAGAACGUUGGCGUCCCUGCCUACGUCUCCUCUGCUGGCGGCGCCCCCGACUUUACCGACAUUGAGGGUCCUGCGCGUGACGAGGACUGGGCCACUCGCAAUGGCCUCAGCCUCAACUCUUUCAAGAAGCGCUCCUACGGCCACGGCAUCGUCGAGCUCGACCGCUCCAUGAAGCCUCGCCACCUUCACAUGAUCGCCAUUGGUGGCUCCAUUGGUGCCGGCUUCUUUGUCGGCUCUGGCAGUGCUCUUCGCAAGGGCGGCCCUGGUUUCCUCCUCAUCGACUUCAUGAUUAUGGGUAUCAUGAUCUUCAACGUUGCCUUCGCUCUUGGUGAACUCGCUGUCAUGUACCCCGUUACUGGUGGUUUCUACACGUACUCUGCUCGCUUCAUCGACCCCAGCUGGGGUUUUGCCAUGGGCUGGAACUAUGUAUUUCAAUGGCUUAUCGUCGUACCUUUGGAACUCACUGUCUGCGCCAUCUCCAUCGCAUACUGGGACGCCGAAACGAGUCCAGCCGUAUGGAUCACCGUCUUCUGGGUCUUCCUCAUCAUCGUCAACGUCUUUGGAACCCUGGGUUACGCCGAGGAAGAGUUCUGGGCCUCGCUUCUCAAGCUUAGCGCCAUCGUCAUUUUCAUGAUUAUUAGCUUUGUCCUUGUCCUUGGUGGUGGCCCCAAGGAUGGCCGCUAUGGCGAGUACUGGGGCGCACGCUAUUGGUAUGAUCCUGGUGCUUUCGCCAACGGCUUCAAGGGCUUCUGCUCGGUCUUCGUCACUGCCGCCUUCAGUUUCAGUGGUACUGAGCUGGUUGGUCUGGCUGCCGCCGAGACUCCCAACCCUGCCAAGUCGCUGCCCAGUGCCAUCCGUCAGGUCUUCUGGCGUAUUACCCUGUUCUACGUUCUUGGCCUGUUUUUCGUCGGUCUCCUGGUCCCCUACAACGAUGACGCUUUGUUGGGCUCCUCUAGCAACGACCCUGCUGCCUCGCCCUUCGUGCUCAUCGGCAAGUAUGCCGGCCUCAGGGGCUUCGACCACUUCAUGAACGUCAUUAUCCUGGUUUCGGUCGUCUCCAUUGGAGUUUCAGGUGUUUAUGGUGGCUCCAGAACCCUGACCGGUCUUGCCCAGCAGGGUUACGCUCCCAAGAUCUUUACCUACGUCGACAAGAGUGGCCGUCCUUUGGCCUCCGUUGGUGUUCACCUCCUCUUCGGUGCUCUUGCCUACAUGACUCUCUCCGCUGGUGGUGUCGUUGUGUUCAACUGGUUCCUCUCGCUUUCCGGCCUUGCCGCUCUGUUCACCUGGGGCUCCAUCUGCUAUGCCCACAUCCGCUUCCGCCAAGCUUGGGCCUACCACGGCCACACUCUGGAUGAGAUUCCUUUCCAGGCUGUCGGUGGUGUCUACGGCUCAUGGAUGGGCCUCUUCCUCGUUGUUCUCGUCCUUAUCUUCGCACUCUACACUGCCAUCUCUCCUAUUGGCAAGGACCUCAACACUGCCGAGGGUUUCUUCGCCGACUACCUUGCCAUUUUUGUCGUCAUUGUCUUCUGGAUCAUCGGCUAUCUUUGGAAGCGCACUGGCUGGCUCAAGCUGUCGCAGAUCGAUGUCGACACCGGCCGUCGCCAGCUCGAUGUGCAAUUGAUUGCCGACUAUCGUGCCCACGUUGCCGCCAUGCCUACGUGGCGCCGCAUCAUGCACCACCUCUUCUAAGGGGAUGCGCGUCAUCCUUGAGAAGUAUUUCCAAACAUCCGAACAUCUACGUCUACGGAAUGUCAGAUCUCGGAUUUUGCGGCAUUAACAAGUCAACACUUGCAACGCCGCUCAGUUGCCAA